This is a messenger RNA of Radiomyces spectabilis, 569 nucleotides long. RefSeq names its product enhancer of yellow 2 transcription factor-like protein B. The transcript has 4 exons. Gene Ontology annotation, biological process: regulation of transcription by RNA polymerase II; poly(A)+ mRNA export from nucleus; positive regulation of DNA-templated transcription. The record is from RefSeq and is a predicted model, not a curated record. Gene Ontology annotation, cellular component: DUBm complex; SAGA complex; nuclear pore. The coding region runs from base 154 to 441 and encodes 95 amino acids. Gene Ontology annotation, molecular function: transcription coactivator activity; chromatin binding. NCBI's taxonomy places the organism in Eukaryota, Fungi, Mucoromycota, Mucoromycetes, Mucorales, Radiomycetaceae.
GUGAUCCCUUUGACCGUCACGUGGCCGAUUGAUCAAGGAGGAGAGCAAUUGUGGCUUAUAUCCCGUAACCAUCCAUGCACGGUGUCUUACAUUCACUUUUGCGCGCAACGAAUUUUAGUUAUCUCAAUUUCUUUAUCAUAUACUUCCGUUACCAUGUCCGAUGCAGAAUUGUCAGCAGCUGCCAUCAAUCGUCAUUUCACAGAGUCGGGUCACAAAGCAAAGCUUCUUCAACUCUUGAAAACUCGACUUGUAGAAUCCGGUUGGAACGAUUCUCUUUAUGCUCAUUGUCGAGAAACAUUGAAGAAUCGCAAACUUGAAAAUAUUACCCUUGAAGAACUCGCUGCAGAAACAUCCGACUUUGGGAGAGUCACAGUCAAUGAGUCCAUUAAGAAGGAACUUUUAACGCAAAUCAAGCAGUAUCUUGAUGAUACACUUGAGUAGAGGAGGGUUUUGCAAAGUUUUUUUUGACUGAUUUUUUGACUGGCUGUCACCUUUUUCGCUAUAAUUUUCUGCUUGGACAUCAAUUCAUAUCUUUUCAUCACAGUUCGCACUAUAUCAAAUUUUUACCA